AUGUCGUUAUCCAGAGCCUUCACCACACGAGGGAGGCGGAACACCAAAGAGACUGCGGGAUUACCAGUUCCUCAAAGGAGCUUGACUACGAAGCACGCCUUCCCCGCCGGAACCAUUAGACACAUAAUCUCAGCACCUGUAGAGCUCAUCUCAACGACAAAUAUGCUUUCCUACAAUGCGCCAGACAUAUUUCCAAAGACUUCAGCGUCUCCCAAAUCCACCACAUCCUCUAGGUCUUCAAACUCCGACGACGACGAUUCGGUUCGGUCAGCGACUAUGCCGGAAUCACCAAUUUCAUCCCCAGAUGGCUCAUUGAAUGGAUCGAUCCCCCCGUCGCCAGAACUCAAUCAUCUCUCCUGUUAUUUUGGAUCUGGCUCGGGCGAAGAAGGCGCUCCCAAGAUUCCUAGCAGAGCCCUGUCGCAUACCAAGAAGAAUGCUGAGAUUCUAGCACGGAAACGAUCUAUAUCACGGAUAUCUUCUCGGAAAAACAGCGUGUCUACAGUUCGAUCGUCAAUCAACAUGUUCAGCCUACCAUCUAAUACUCCGGAGCAAAGCGAACAACAUCCCUUCGGCAAUGAGCUUGCGAAGGUCUCGGAGAUAGCUGAAGAUUAUGGUAUAAGCAAGGAGAGAUUGACCGUCGUGGAUAAAGAAGAGCAGGAGCUAUUAUCACGGGGUCUUUUCAAAUUCCGAGCUGAAGAUUACAUGAAUGAGAUCCAAGGGUUCCUUCAGAGUGCUUUCAGCGAUGCGAGGCCUACUAUGCCGUCGUCGAUGUGGAUAUAG
Messenger RNA from Lachnellula hyalina, 780 nucleotides. RefSeq lists its product as uncharacterized. The transcript has a single exon. Lineage: Eukaryota; Fungi; Ascomycota; Leotiomycetes; Helotiales; Lachnaceae. The record is from RefSeq and is a predicted model, not a curated record. The coding region runs from base 1 to 780 and encodes 259 amino acids.